This is a messenger RNA of Eleginops maclovinus (Patagonian blennie), 809 nucleotides long. It is a transcript of the gene qrfp, whose product is annotated as pyroglutamylated RFamide peptide. Gene Ontology annotation, molecular function: orexigenic neuropeptide QRFP receptor binding. The record is from RefSeq and is a predicted model, not a curated record. The coding region runs from base 1 to 531 and encodes 176 amino acids. NCBI's taxonomy places the organism in Eukaryota, Metazoa, Chordata, Actinopteri, Perciformes, Eleginopidae. The transcript has a single exon.
AUGAAACUUUCUUUCCAUCUCGGUCUGUCACAGCUCACCCUGCUCUCCCUCGCCUUCCUCUGCCCCAUCCCACCCACAGUCACAUCGUACCCCCAGCCCCCCCCCGGGCUCCAGCCCACAGUGGAUGGAGCUCAGCUAGGGUCCGACCUGCUGCACCUCCAGGCUGCUCUGGAGGACCCGAUGGCGGAGUGGCUCUUCCGGCCUGAAACCUGGGCCGAGUGGCUUCAAGACUCCUGGGAAGCUCUGCUGAAGCGCAGGGAGGAGACGAAGGAGGGCCGGUCCUGGGAGGCAGAGGCAUUGCGGAGGGCCCAGAGAGGAGACCUGUUAGACCGGCUGCUGUCACCCUUCCCCGGGGGUCACUCCCUGGAGAGCAUGAACUAUCAGGAAGGAGGUGAUGCGGAGGAUGGAGGCAAGAGGAACGAAGCUUUGACCUCCAUCGCCGGAGGUCUGCAGGCCGUGAGCCGCGAGAAAGGAGGAUUCGGCUUCCGCUUUGGGAGAAAAAGAUGGACUGACAGGGGAUGGAUGGAUUAAGGGAGGAGAGAAUACGUUGAACUGAUGAGGGAAGGAAAAGGCAGAUAAUUCAGUAAAUGGCAUUCUGUCAAUAGAAGGGUGGUGAUACACUCAGCAACAAAGAUGGCCCUUAGCAACAUGAUCCCAAAGUGUAUUUACAUUUUUAAUGGCACCAUAUUGUUGCUGGAAAGGUUGCCCUGUGGAUCACUGCCUUAAAAAAUAAGCGAGUUGCAGGUGGCACUUAAGUUUAAAAAAAAAUCAAGACACAGAUAUUUAUUACUUCCUCUACAAUCACCCUA